AACAGCUGUUGGAGGGAAACCCCUCUCUGUUUCUGUCCCUAAAAACACACAGAUUGAGACCGCCGCGUUGUGUUGUUGAGGUUUGUUAAAGCCACAACCUUUGUUGCUCCUUCUUAUAUAUAAAGGUAGAGCUGAGUUGGGGUUUUGGGUUUCAAAGAAAUCGAGGAGAAAAAUGGCUUCAAUCUCGGUUCCUUGCCCUAAGGUUGUUUCGCUUGUUCGAGUUGGAUCUAAUGGUCAAACUUCAAAGAACCAGCAAAAUCAAUUGGCUUUUGGAUCUUCCCUCCGUCAAUCGUCAUUGUCAAUGUCCCGGUUGCCUAGGACAGAGGAAGCUAGCAUGUGCAAGGUGCGUGCACAGCUGAAUCAGGUUGCUGUGGAGAAAUCUUCAAAUUCAGCACCUGGAGUUGACACUAGCUCUAAUGAUGCAUUGUCAAAGGAAAAAGGCGAGCCCACGGAGAAAAACAUCCCAGAUCCAUCAUCCAUUUCAGAAUUUAUGACCCAAGUAUCAGACCUUGUCAAACUUGUGGAUUCAAGAGAUAUCGUGGAGCUGCAACUUAAGCAGUUGGACUGUGAGAUUUUAAUAAGAAAGAAGGAAGCUUUGCAGCCAGUGGCACCACCACCACCUCCAGUUGUCACAAUGCAACAACCCAUGCCUCACACAAUGUUUCCUCCUCCAGUCCCUGCAGCUCCUCCUCCUCCCACUCCUGCCCCUGCAAACCUGUCCCUUCCAGCACCUUCCUCCCCUGCGAAUACAGCCAAAUCAUCCCAUCCAGCACUGAAGAGCCCCAUGGCUGGAACCUUCUACAGUUGUCCUGCACCAGGUGAACCACCAUUUGUCAAGGUAGGAGAUAAAGUGCAGAAAGGUCAAGUUCUCUGCAUCAUUGAGGCAAUGAAAUUGAUGAAUGAAAUUGAAGCUGAUAAGUCUGGAACCAUAGCUGAGAUAUUGCUAGAGAAUGGGAAACCAGUUAGUGCUGACAUGCCUCUUUUUGUUAUUGCGCCAUGAACAUAGCAAGACCGUGUUCUAAGCUCCAUGGCAGAUAAGUGUUCUGGAACCUGCGUCAAGUAGCUGUCAUAUAUUGAUCCAGUUUGAUAGUUUAGAAAACUUGGCUUGCACCAGCAAUAGAUGUUGGAGAAACAUUGUAACUUAAUUUCUUUUUUCACUUCUUUUUUUUUCGGUUUUCCAUUUUGUUUCGUAUCUGUUCCCGCUAGCAAUGAACUAUAUUUAAGAUAAACAAUCACACAAUAAAGUUCUUUAAUUUGC
This is a messenger RNA of Rubroshorea leprosula, 1258 nucleotides long. NCBI's taxonomy places the organism in Eukaryota, Viridiplantae, Streptophyta, Magnoliopsida, Malvales, Dipterocarpaceae. The record is from the annotation of a GenBank genome assembly.